Molecule: messenger RNA, 1499 nt
Organism: Mercurialis annua (annual mercury)
Lineage: Eukaryota; Viridiplantae; Streptophyta; Magnoliopsida; Malpighiales; Euphorbiaceae
Exons: 9
Coding region: 121-1245 (374 amino acids)
Biological process (GO): CAAX-box protein processing
Cellular component (GO): membrane
Molecular function (GO): metalloendopeptidase activity
Source: RefSeq, a predicted model, not a curated record
AACAAAAUAAUAAAACGUUAUCUGCGAGAAAACAAAAAAACAGAAGCCGGAAAACAAAAAACUGCUAUGCUCCGAUACGGCGGCGAACACCGAACCAGCGGCUAAUUAGCGGAGCAAGCUAUGUUAACUCGAACUCCAACUCACGCAGCAGCAACGACGUCGUUUGGUUCUUUCUCGAGAGUCAGUGAGUUAAUCCCAGUAGCUCGAAGAAGAAGAAGAUUAAGCUUGUGUAAUGGAGAUAUUAACGGAGGUCUCCAAAUUCGGUCGGCGAAAGCUUCUUCUACAGAGGGAAAUGGCGGCGACGGGAUUAAAGAGAGUCAAAGUAGAGCAACCGGAGGGUUCACCGGAAGCGCCAUGGAAGUUACCACAUUCAAUCGGAGCUUUAAUGAAACUGAGUUUCCUGUUUGGGAACAGAUUGGCGCUGUUGUUCGACUCAGCUACGGAAUAGGUAUUUAUGGAGCAAUGGGUUUAGCAGGAAGGUUUAUAUGUUCGAUAACAGGAAUCGACAGUUCGGGAGGUUUUGAUCCGAAUUUGGAUGCUGUUAUUCAAGGACUUGGAUAUGCUUCUCCACCAAUUAUGGCUCUUCUCUUUAUACUUGAUGAUGAGGUUGUGAAGUUAUCACCUCAUGCUAGAGCUAUUCGAGAUGUGGAAGAUGAGGAAUUACGGAGUUUCUUCUAUGGAAUGUCACCUUGGCAGUUUAUAUUGAUUGUUCUUGCAAGUUCUGUGGGCGAAGAGCUUUUUUAUCGGGCUGCAGUUCAGGGAGCAUUAUCUGAUAUAUUUGUGAGGGGCACUGACUUAGUCACAGAUGUUCGAGGAAUGGCUUCUCUGACUGGUAUUCUGCCUCCAUUUGUUCCGUUUGCUCAAGCAUUUGCAGCUGUAAUUACAGCUGCUCUAACAGGAUCGUUAUAUUAUGUGGCUGCCUCUCCAAAAGAUCCUGCGUAUGUUGUGGCACCAGUGUUACAAUCUCAAUCUGGCCGCGGUGAUCUGAAGAAGCUCUUUGCAGCAUGGUAUGAGAGAAGGCAAAUGAAGAAGAUCUACUCCCCUCUCCUAGAAGGGCUUUUAGCUCUCUAUCUUGGUUUCGAGUGGAUACAGACGGAUAACAUUCUUGCACCAAUGAUCACACAUGGAAUAUAUUCAGCUGUCGUAUUGGGACAUGGACUCUGGAAGAUUCAUGACCAUCGCAAACGACUACGCCAGAGAAUCCAACAGCUUAAAUAUGAGGAAAAGAAUUCAAAGAGGUUAUGAAGGAGCUACUCGUGAAGGAAUACAGAAGUAGUAUACUGCAUGAUGAGAUGACAUGAUUGUUCGUUUGUUGCAGGUAAUACAUACUGUUAUUUGCAUAAUGUAAUUUGUAGAAUCACAAUGUAUAUUAAUAGGCUACAGAAAUUGUUAUAGCAAAUAUAGAAUUUUAGGAGAAGGUAAGUUGAGCAGAAAACUUUUACAAGGAAAAAAAAACUAGUGCUUUGUAUAAAUAUCUAUCAAUGUAUUCUUUGAUUUGC